This is a messenger RNA of Polypterus senegalus (gray bichir), 2467 nucleotides long. It is a transcript of the gene s1pr3a, whose product is annotated as sphingosine-1-phosphate receptor 3a. Gene Ontology annotation, molecular function: sphingosine-1-phosphate receptor activity. Bases 302 to 1420 code for a protein of 372 amino acids. Gene Ontology annotation, cellular component: membrane. Gene Ontology annotation, biological process: G protein-coupled receptor signaling pathway. The record is from RefSeq and is a predicted model, not a curated record. The transcript is spliced from 2 exons. NCBI's taxonomy places the organism in Eukaryota, Metazoa, Chordata, Cladistia, Polypteriformes, Polypteridae.
AUAAGAAUUAAAAAAAAGAAGACAGGAAAAAGAAAAGCAACUUUGGACAAGUCUGAUAGAAGAGUUGGUAUUGGGGACGCAGGGCUUGCCGCUGACGGGACACUCUGGAAUUCAUUUAUCCUGCUGGGUAUAUUUGGCACCUCCACCGCUACAACCACUUGAGAAUGCCGGCCCAGCUAGGGAUCAAGUUAUCUCUGUUGUCGCCCAAGCCUGCUAAGGGAUGAGGCAGAGCUUCGGUUCAGGAGCUUCCCUUGCACAGUAAUAACAUAACUGCACCAAGUUGAGUCAGCGAGAGUACAUAAUGGAGGAGAACGACAGCUUCGGCCCAGAGGUGGGCAUGGACCAGAUCAUCUUCGACCACUAUAACCACUCGGGAAAAUGGGGCCGACAGAAGAGUGCAGACGCCAGCAAAAUGGUUUUGCUUCUGCUCAUAUGUGCCUUCAUAGUGUUGGAAAACAUGCUGGUACUCAUUGCCAUAUGGAAAAACAAAAAGUUUCACAAUAGCAUGUACUACCUCAUUGGGAACCUUGCCCUGUCUGACCUGCUGGCAGGUGUAGCCUAUGUGGUCAACAUUUUCACUUCUGGCCAAAGAACCUACUUCCUGACACCCCGCAUGUGGUUUAUGAGAGAAGGUAGCAUGUUUGUGGCCCUCAGCGCCUCCACUUUCAGCUUGUUGGCUAUUGGCAUCGAACGGCACAUGACCAUGGUUAACAUGAAGCCCUACAACGCCACCAAGAAGUACCGACUAUUCAUCUUGCUGGCUGCUUGCUGGGUCAUCUCCAUUUUCCUUGGGGCUCUGCCAAUUCUGGGCUGGAACUGCAUCAAUGACCUUCCCAGCUGCUCCACAGUCCUGCCCCUUUAUUCCAAAAGUUAUGUGGCCUUCUGCAUCAGCAUCUUCACCUUUAUCCUUCUUGCCAUCGUCAUUCUCUACGUGCGGAUUUACCGGCUAGUGAACUCCAGCAGUCAGAGAGUGGCCACCAGAAACAACAGCCAGUCUGAGCGCUCCAUGGCGCUGCUUCGUACGGUCGUCAUUGUGUUGGGUGUCUUCAUCGUAUGCUGGGCCCCUCUUUUUGUAUUUCUCAUGUUGGAUGUGGCCUGCAGCCCUAAGCAGUGCCCCGUCCUGUAUGAAGUGGACUGGUUUAUUGCACUGGCCGUACUCAAUUCAGCCCUCAACCCACUCAUUUACACGCUGUCCAGCAGGGAGAUGAGAGGAGCCUUCUUCAGGCUGCUUUGCUGUUGCAUGAUGGACCAGAAGAACGUAAAAAAUAUCACUCAGGCCCCCACAGUGGACAACAGUGGCAGCAAAUCAAGCGGAACCCUAACUCGAAGGGCUCAUGACGAAAUGGACUCUCCUGCUGUUCUUAUUUCCGCUGUGCUUGUCAAAGCCAAGGGAUUUUCUCAGCAGAAGGGCAAAACCUAAAGCCCAAAAUAUAACCAAAAUGCAUGUGUGCCAUGCUACAGGGAUUAAUGUGAACUUAAAGCAAGAACUUUUGUUUAAAUAUUGUUCUCAUUUAACAAGCCUCCUGACAUUGGAUUGGUUGGAGACUCCGGAAGUUCCACCUGUAACUUUUUACAAGGUCCAAAAAAAACUGACAAACUGCAAGCAAAUGGAACCAAGUCAAGACACAGUGUCAUCCAUUCAAGUCGAGAAGGACAGAAGCGUUCAGUGUGCACAAGCCUGAGGUGACAAGGGAACUCCAUAUUGGAAUAUUGAGUGUGGCUGGCAGGAGUCAUACCUGAACAGACGCCUACAGUUCAUUCUCACUGGGAUCACACUGAGGAUUCAUAAUGCAGUAGCAGAGUGUGCACACACACGUAUAUUCUAGGAGAGGCAUCCUGAAUUGCCUUGAUUUGUAAAUUUGCACAGUACUUUAUUAUGCUGUACAGUGAUUUGUAGCAUUCUGCUUUCUUUUUGUAAGAUUUUAAUUUAUUCUAAAAAAUGACGGUCGACCAAGUCUUUGGACUAAUGAAGGUCGGGCAGUUAUUGCUCUCUGCACACUAACGAGUGUGUUUGGUUUAAUGCGUAUUGUUGCUACUGUAUAUAGACACGCUUACUCACUUCUCCAUUUCUAGCACCUCUCUAUCCCCAGUAUUGAUCCAUAUACUGUACGCCCAAUUUUCUCUCCAAUUAUUGAGCUAAUAAGCUUAGCUGCUAGGAGCUUCUCCCUGACUUCUUCCCUCUACCAGUCAAGAUGGGUCUUAUUUCCUGUGAUAACUAAUGUGAAGGAGGUGAAACUGCUUAGUUAUUUCUUUUAUCUUCAUCUAAAACUAACAUGUUACUCAGUGGCUCACUUAAGCAGUAUGUGCCGGAAGUGUGGGAUCCCCCUCUCUUUUAACCCAAUCUUGUGCACCAUUCAUUGGCCACCUGCCUAAGACUGGGUUUGCAUGAAAUAACCAAUAAGACCAAACCAGAGGAAAAUACAUUGUUAAAUAAAAUAAAUAUUUGGAAUAAAUAAGGCUUUAUUCA